Scylla paramamosain (green mud crab) is the source of this 657-nucleotide messenger RNA. Its product is annotated as collagen alpha-1(XII) chain-like. Gene Ontology annotation, molecular function: extracellular matrix structural constituent conferring tensile strength. The record is from RefSeq and is a predicted model, not a curated record. Bases 148 to 462 code for a protein of 104 amino acids. Lineage: Eukaryota; Metazoa; Arthropoda; Malacostraca; Decapoda; Portunidae. The transcript has 4 exons. Gene Ontology annotation, biological process: extracellular matrix organization.
GAGAGAGAGAGAGAGAGAGAGAGAGAGAGAGAGAGAGAGAGAGAGAGAGAGAGAGAGAGAGAGAGAGAGAGAUCGCUCCUAACCUAACCUAACCUAACUUGUACGUAACCUAACCACAACUCCCCUGACCCCCCCCUUCCAGACAGCAUGGGAGUCCGCUGCCUGCACGUCCUUCUGGCACUGGCACUCCUCACCUUGACUCAGGGCUACUACUUCAACUACGAGUGCAACGUGCCCCAGAACGCGUGUCCCCCAGGGCCCCCCGGGCCGCCGGGGCCUAGGGGUGCGCCUGGCAUGUCGGGGAGUGCCGGCCUGGCGGGCGUGAGGGGACCCCCGGGGUUCAAGGGAGAGACGGCGUACGGCGUGCCGGGCCUAAAUGGCGCCCGGGGAAGGCCCGGCUCUGAUGGCAAGCCCGGCAAGGAAGGACCACCGGGACCACCAGGCAACUCCACCUUUUUCUAGGACCACCAUCUGGCAGACCCUAGGACGACCACCGCGGCUGUGCACACGAGAACCCUGAGGACCCUGAGGACCCUGAGGACCCUGAGGACCCCACUCUUCCCCCCAACCCUUCCCCUUCCUCAAUAAAGGCACCCCUGUACCGAGUGCCCCGCCCCUGCCCCACCCACCCCUGCCUCAAUAAAGACACCUCAGCAC